AUGCAAUCUAUCUUUGUAGCGAUUGCUUUAGUCGUCUUGGUGGCAUUUGGAAAUGCUCAAGAUAUGCCUCAACCUGGUGUUUGUGGUGUUUCCGCGAUUCAAUCAAAAUCUCCAUCGCGUAUUAUUAAUGGUGAAGCAGCUACUCCACAUUCUAUACCUUUUCAACUUUUAUUGGUUGCCUUCCAUGACAAUGGAACAUCAAGAUUUUAUUGUGGUGCCAGUCUUGUUAAGAACACACAUGUCCUUACAGCAGCUCAUUGUGUUGAUGGUGUUGAUGCUAAAAAUAUCCGUCUCUAUUUCGGACUUCAUGAACUUUCUAAAGGUUCAUUCUCAGCAGCAGCUGGUACUCCAAUACGAGAAUAUUUCAAACAUGAAAGUUAUAGUAGCUCAAGUCUUACCAAUGAUGUAGCUGUUAUACGUUUAGCUAUGCCAGUUGUUGUUGAUAAUAUAAAAAUUGGUCUUAUUUGUUUGCCUCCAUCAAAUGCUCCUGUCUGUGCAGUUGGUCAUAAUGUCGUUGCAAGUGGUUGGGGUUCAUUAUCCGGUGAACCAAAUCGAACAAAUGCAAGUCGACCAACUGAACUUCAACAGGUUGCUCUUCAAUGCGUAGAUGCUACCAAUAGUGAUUGUAGAUCAUUGACUUACACUCUCUUCUUCGUUCAAGAUAAAUCUAAAAUGUGUGCUUAUGGUGAAAGUAAAGGCGUCUGCUUUGGUGAUAGUGGUGGUCCACUUGUACGAGAACGUGUUACUAGUGAUGGAAUAGUGUAUCGUGAACUAGUAGGUAUUAUGUCUGGCACAGUUGAUUGUUCACUUACAAGACCACGUCCCGAUAUUUAUGCCAAUACUAUUUACUUUAGUGCAUGGAUUUUAAACAAAAUUGCACAAUCACUAUAA
This is a messenger RNA of Adineta steineri, 891 nucleotides long. NCBI's taxonomy places the organism in Eukaryota, Metazoa, Rotifera, Eurotatoria, Adinetida, Adinetidae. The record is from the annotation of a GenBank genome assembly.